GGCUGGAUAUUGUGAAGCCAGGAGAACAUUUAAAAGGAUGUAUUUAUUUUUUUCUUGCUGUUGCUCUUGGUAAAGUAUCCUGAAGACAACUGAGGAGAUUGGCUAUAAGGUGACUUACACAGAAAGAAAUACGUCGGUCAUAACCACUUCCUUGGCUUUGUUGGUGAUGCGUCCAGAUCCCAGCGUAUAUGGAGGACUGGCCUUUGGCGUUACCUCCUAUGACAGAGGGGUGGAUCUCAAGAUCACUGUUCAAGAAAAUCCUUUCAAAAAGGCCUUGGCCUCAGUGUUUUUGCCAAAAUCACUGAAGAAAUUCCUAGGGAUUGAGCACUCUGACCCAAACAAGCAUUCGAAGAUCCAGUUUAAGUUUUUUGGCGCUACUUCACUCUUUGUGGAUGACAAUUUAACGAAGGAGAGGUUGAAUACUUAUGUUGUGAGUGCCAGCAUUGAAAACGCAUCAAUUCAGAACCUUAAUGAGCCUGUGACUAUUACUCUUCAGCACAUAGACCAAAAUAUGGGUAAUGCAGCAGUGCACUGUGUCUUUUGGGAUUUUCAGAGGAACGAUGGACUGGGUGGUUGGAAUACAUCGGGGUGUGAAAUAGAAUAUACAGAUAUGAAUUACACAAUCUGUUUUUGUAACCAUCUUACCCAUUUUGGAGUCCUACUGGACUUGUCCCGGACAGAGAUAGAUAUCGCACAUGAUCGUAUAUUAACUCUGAUAAGCUAUGCAGGAUGUGGUGCUUCUUCCCUUUUUUUGGGUAUAACACUGGUGACAUAUCUAGCCCUUGAAAAGCUGCGGAGAGACAACCCUUCAAAAAUCCUGCUCAAUCUCUGUACCGCACUGCUGAUGCUGAACAUGGUCUUCCUCACCAAUUCCUGGCUGUCCUCGUUCAACCAGCCAGAUCUCUGUAUCACCGUGGCUGUGCUCCUUCACUAUUUCCUUCUUGCAGCUUUCACGUGGAUGUGCCUGGAGUCUGUUCACUUUUACUUGGUUCUUGUCAAAGUUUUCAAUGUUUAUGUCCCAAAGUACAUCCUAAAAUGCUGUAUUGCUGGCUGGGGUAAGUAAGCGGAUUUCUUCUCUAUUUCUGUGCUUGUUAACUUCUCCAAGAUAGGGGCAGAUCUGCAAAAGUAAGUUUGGACACUGAGCUAGUAGAAACGUGGUGCACACCCUGCGCUGUAAGGAUGGAUUUCUUCUCCCUCCCAGGGAGGUUCAGCUUAAGUUUCUUCUGCCAGGGAGACAUUAACAGAAUGUGCCUGUUGCUCCCUGCACAGAUGCAAGGAAAGGUGAAAGUGGGUUUAAGAACUGCUUUCCCUACCCCUCCUGCUCUUUACAGGAAUGAUUUAUCACAGUACCUCAUGUCAGUGGCUGUGCCGGAGGAAGUAUGAGCUGCCCACAGCCUCCCCCCCGGCCCUGGUGAUGCUCAGAGGUGAUUUUGAUCUUCUCCGGGCCUCACGUCCUUACCUGCCAUUCGGUGCAUGAUUCCCCUGCGGGGGGUGGGUUUGGCUUUCAUUCGUAGCUCUCCUGAGGACUUCACUGAUUCACCUUUCCUCCAAGCACUGAGCAUCAGAGACUCAUUUGGGAGAAACAUAACAAAAAUGACCCAAAAGGCUGGCUGAGGUCUUAGAAAAGGUG
Messenger RNA from Grus americana (Whooping crane), 1630 nucleotides. RefSeq names its product adhesion G-protein coupled receptor G4-like. Gene Ontology annotation, molecular function: G protein-coupled receptor activity. Lineage: Eukaryota; Metazoa; Chordata; Aves; Gruiformes; Gruidae. The transcript has 7 exons. The coding region runs from base 167 to 1063 and encodes 298 amino acids. Gene Ontology annotation, cellular component: membrane. Gene Ontology annotation, biological process: cell surface receptor signaling pathway; adenylate cyclase-activating G protein-coupled receptor signaling pathway. The record is from RefSeq and is a predicted model, not a curated record.